Closterium sp. Naga37s-1 is the source of this 2883-nucleotide messenger RNA. The record is from the annotation of a GenBank genome assembly. Lineage: Eukaryota; Viridiplantae; Streptophyta; Zygnematophyceae; Desmidiales; Closteriaceae.
AUGCCGCUUCCACCGAGCGUUCGCUGUGCCCUGGUAGCAGCGCUGCUGCUGCACCUCUCUCUCUACUGCUCUCUUGCCCAACACUCACCCUCGCCGCCGACCACGGCAGGCAGGCAGCUCGCAGCGACCAAACAAAAGCCGCAGGCGCCGGGCGGGCUGAGUAGCACGAGCCUCGUACUUCUGCCCAACAACCCGCUGGGCGCGAAAUGCCUCGACGGCAGUCCCCCGGGGUACUACUUCCGCCCGGGCUUUGGCGCGGGGAAGCGCUUUUGGCACAUAUUCCUGCCCGCGGGGGGAUGGUGCACCACGCUCGCGGACUGCGCCCUGCGCGCCACUCGUCCGCUCGGCUCCACGCGCUACUGGGCUCGCCUCAACGGCUCCGCACCCCCUUCCGCCUUCGUCCCGACUCCCCCCACACCUCCCGCCACCACCCCGUCGCGUCCCCCUUUCCUUUUCCCCACGCCGUCGUCGCCGUCGUCGUCGUUCGACGACAGCGACGACUCGCAGGUCAGUCCUGCGACGGCUCUCUCUCGCAGCUGCCAUCCCGUGCGCCCCCACACUCCCCACUUGACACCCUCACUCCUGACUUCCACCUGCGUCAUGUACCGUAGUUUCCCUGCAUCCCGCAACCCUCUUCAACCCGCUGUCCCGAACACCAUAUCUGUCACGCUACACUUCUGCGCUGCUGCGCAGCACCCGCCAAGCGUCUCCUCCAUGCACCCCCUUCUCCCCAUUCCCCGUCGUGUUUUUCCUCCCCUGGCUCCGCCACUUCACUGUCUCUCUCAAUUCAUCCCUCCGUGCCUUAAAACCACGCCAUGUCCUCAUUCCCCACUUUCCUUCAACUCUUCUGCCCCGUAUUCUCCUUCUUCCCGUGCUUCCCUCCGUCUACAUGUGCCCGUCCCUGUGGUUCCGCGGUGCGCGCAAUCGCCGGCCGUGCAGAGCGCGUCCCCUCUGCGCGCGGUGCCUGGGUUCAACGGCAUGCUGAGCAGCAGCGAGGCGGUGAACCCGGGGCUGUUCAACUGGAACCUCGCCCUGCCCAUCUACUGCGACGGGGGGGGCUGCGCUGGCACCGCUGGCCGCGUGCACCUGCCAGGGAAAGGAAACAGCUCCGUUUACCUCGAUGGCUACAAUGUUACACGAACCAUUCUCGCAGCCUUACCUGCUCCCACACUCCCACAGCCAUGUGGGCGACAACGGUAUGACAGGCCAGUGGUGCUGCAAGCAGCAUGUUUCCUGCCCGGCUCACCACUACUGCCUCCUCCUCCACCCGUCCCUUGCCCUGCAGAUCUCCUGGCAGUGCGUGGGUUGGCGUCUGCACGGCGUGUGCUGGUGGCGGGGGCAUCAACGGGUGGGCAGGCUGUGACAGCGUGGUGCGAGCGCGUGGCGGCCAUGGUGCCCGGAGCCGUGACCAAGUGCCUCGUGGACUCGGUGAUAUUCCUGGACGCCAAGGACAGGACGGGCGCAUGGCACUUUCGGCAGGUAGCCAGGCAGAUGACAACACUGCACAGGGCCCAGGGCAACGAUAAGUGCAUGCAAGCGGAGGGGCCAUCCACCCAGUGGCGCUGCUUCUUCCCUCAGUAUACCUUGCCGCAGGUUACCACACCCGUCUUCCUCCUCUCGCCCCUCCUGGACCACCGAGCUCUCAUACUUGGCAACCAAAUCCGCAACGACACCGGCUAUGCCAAGCAGUGCAUCAGCAACAUAUUGCGCAGUACAGCCAACCUCACGCACGCCAUGGGCUACAGCGCCUGGCGCAAUGCCGUGGCGGGGAAGGUGAAAACGUGCACACCUGAGGAGACCAAUGCUAUCUUAGUGGCGGGCAGCACACUCAUCGCAAGUGUGAAGGCCAUAGUGGAAGAACAACCUACAUGGGUGGCGUACAUCCCAGCCUCAGCAGCACAUUGCUACACUUACUUCCCAUCCUAUACGUCCUCUGGCACCCUCGAGCGCCACCCCCCUCUAGCGCCCUCUGGCGCCCUCGUGCCCUCUAGCGACCCCCCUCUAGCGGCCCCCUCUAGCGCCUCGUCGCGCCCCCCUCUAGUAGCCCCGUCGUGCCACACCGUCGCUCCCCGCCGCGCCCUGCCGUCGCGCCCCGUCGCGCCCCAGCCGCCGCCCUGUCGCGCCCCGUCGCGCCACAGCCUCCGCCCCGUCGCGCCCCGCCGUCGCGCCCCGCUGCACCCCGUCGCGUCCCGCGGCCGCGCCUGUUCCCGCUCCCUGCCACCACGCCUGACGCGCACCCGCCGUCGCGCCCUGCCGCCACGCCUGCUGCGCGCAUGCCGGCUUGCCUGGCGCAGCGCCCUGCCGCCGCGCCUGCUGCGCGCCCUGCCGCCUCGCCUACCGCGCGCCUGUCGGCUUGCCUGCUGUUGCGCCUGCCGGCUUGCCUGCCGUCACGCCAUGCCGGGACGCCUACAGCCGCGCCUGCCGACCGUGGCUGCCGCCGCACCUGACCUCGCGCCUACUAUAGCGCCCUCUCGUCGCGCCUUCCGCACACCUACUGCCACCCCCCGCAGUCGCGACCGCCUCGCCUGCCGCUCGCCCGUCGGCGCGCCCUGCCGCCGCGCCUGCCGCCGCGCCUGCUGUCGCGUCCUGACGCUGCGCCUGCCGUCGCGCCUGCCGUCACACCUGCCGCGCACCUAUCGUCGCGCGCCCCCCGUCGCCUCCUACCACAGGGUUUGUCGCGCGCCUGCCGGCCGCGCCUGCAGCAGCGCCCAUCGCACGCCUGCCGCCGCGCCUGCCGCAGCGCCCGCUGCCGCGCCUGCCGGCCGCACCUACUACCCCACCUGCCGCACGCCAGUUGACGCCGCAGAGCCUACCGCUGCUGCCCGCCGCCGUGCCCGCAGCUGCUGCCCGCCGCCAUGCCUGCAGCCGUGGUUUCGGGUUUAA